Molecule: messenger RNA, 759 nt
Organism: Saitoella complicata NRRL Y-17804
Lineage: Eukaryota; Fungi; Ascomycota; Saitoellomycetes; Saitoellales; Saitoellaceae
Exons: 3
Coding region: 1-759 (252 amino acids)
Source: RefSeq, a predicted model, not a curated record
AUGUCCACUCACGAAGCCUUCACCGCUGCCGGCCCGCUUGCCAAGUCGUCUGCACCUCAGGGGAGGCCUGAGCGUACACCUCGACUCCACAUCAAAACCAUCAUGGCCGCGUCACCCGCUCCCGAAAUCCCCACCCUGUUUGGUGCUGCCCCGUCCCAGACUACCCCAGCCGCCCAAUCAACCAACAACAACACAACUACAUCGUCCUCCGGCAUUGAGGUUGGCCCCGAGGUUUCUCAAUCCGAUCCCGCUCCCAAAGACCCCACCAACAUGCACGAACGCGAAUGGAACAGGCAGAGCAUGCGCGAUGUCGUUACCUCAAUCGCCAUCCUGAUGGAUUCCGAAGGCAGGAGUAAAAGUCAGAGGGAAAAAUGGCUGCCUCUGACAGAAAUUUUCAACAAGCACCCCAACAACGACCGUAGUGUUAAUGCGAUCCGCUGCAAGACGGUGGCCAUGGGAAAAAUCAAGAAAGAUAAGUUCAUUGAGCUACUGUCCGACUCACAGUCCGCCGACUGGUCACCGGAGAAGGUUAGUGAUUACUAUGAUCUAUUGAACACCUUUUUGUGUGUGCCGGAGAAGCAGUCGACUCCGAAGAAGAAUGAGGGUGCCUCACAUCCCGAACCGUCAAACAAUGAAGAAGACGAGUCGGACGACGCCGCAUUCAACAAUUCACCUCGGGCUAUGAGUCCCCCGACCAUCUUUGAGAUUGCUCAAACUUUGAUGACGGAUUCAGCUCAAACUUUGAUGAAUCCGUCAUGA